Fragaria vesca subsp. vesca is the source of this 684-nucleotide messenger RNA. RefSeq lists its product as uncharacterized. The coding region runs from base 1 to 684 and encodes 227 amino acids. Lineage: Eukaryota; Viridiplantae; Streptophyta; Magnoliopsida; Rosales; Rosaceae. The transcript has a single exon. The record is from RefSeq and is a predicted model, not a curated record.
AUGUUUCAGUUGGGUGCUCAUCAUGGUUCUCUAUUAGACAUGUUGCAUGCAGGCUUGGUUCAUAGUCGUAGCCCUCAAUUGCGUGAGUUAUGGCUCACUGCUUUUGUUGUUACGUUGUAUUGCAUUUGGAAGUUCAGGAACCAAGCUAGGUUUGAUGGAGUUCAACCUAAUGUCAGUAAGGCAUGUAAUCUGAUUUUUGGGCAAGUGGUUGCUUCUAAUAAAAUUAGUUCUAGCUGCAUGAAUAAUGGGGUUUUUUAUCUUUCCAUUCUGAAGAAGGUUGGUGUCCCUUGCAAGCCUAGUAAAGCUCCGUGCAUUGUGGAAGUCAAUUGGCAUCCUCCAUUAUUUGGUUGGGUUAAAGUCAACACUGAUGGUGCUUGGCGUAGCUCUUCGGGCCAAGCGGGUUAUGGAGGCAUAUUUCGGGAUUUUAGAGGUGGAGUACUUGGUGUUUUUUGCUCCAAUUUUAAUAUGGCGAGUUCGGUGGCAGCAGAGGUUAUGGCAGUCAUAAAAGCUAUUGAGCUAUCAUGGGUGCGAGACUGGAAACAUGUAUGGUUGGAGGUUGAUUCUUCCUUAGUUAUUACUUUUCUUCGCUCGCCGCAUUUAGUGCCUUGGAAGCUAAGGUUGAGUGGGGGAAUUGUUUACAUCGGAUAUCACAUAUGCAUUUUCGUUCUUUUCAUAUUUUCGUGA